AGCUGCCCUCCUCCUUCCUUUGUUCCUGUGGCUGGGGGGGGGAGGGUUUAUCCCCUUCCUCCCUCCACAACAUGGAGCCAUCUCCUCUGUCUCCUAGUGGGGCAGCACUCCCCCUGCCUCUAUCACUGGCACCACCCCCACUACCCCUGCCUGCGGCUGCAGUGGUACAUGUGUCCUUCCCUGAAGUGACCAGUGCUCUUCUGGAGUCUCUCAAUCAGCAGCGGCUGCAAGGCCAGCUCUGCGAUGUGUCUAUUCGAGUACAGGGCCGAGAGUUCCGGGCUCACCGAGCUGUCCUGGCUGCCUCCUCCCCUUACUUUCAUGACCAGGUCCUGCUCAAGGGCAUGACCUCCAUCUCGCUGCCCAGCGUCAUGGACCCAGGUGCCUUCGAGACUGUCCUGGCUUCUGCUUACACUGGCCGCCUUAGCAUGGCUGCUGCCGAUAUUGUCAACUUUCUCACAGUGGGGUCUGUGCUUCAAAUGUGGCACAUUGUGGACAAGUGCACUGAACUCCUCCGAGAAGGCCGAGCCUGAGCUACCACCACCAUCACUACUGCUGCAGCCACCUCUGUCACUGUCCCUGGUGCUGGGGUCCCAUCAGGGAAUGGGGGUACUGUAGCCCCUGCCACGAUAGGCUCUAUGCGUUCUCAUGCCUCUAGCCGGGCCAGUGAAAAUCAGUCUCCCAGCAGCAGCAACUACUUCAGCCCCCGGGAGUCCACCGAGUUCUCAUCUUCUUCCCAGGAGGCAUUUGCAGCUGCAGCAGUGGGCACUGGGGAGCGUCGAGGAGGUGGCGCUGUAUUCCCAGCCUCUGUUGUUGGCAGUGGGGGGGGCACCUCUGGGAAGCUGCUGCUGGAGGCAGAUGAGCUAUGUGAUGAUGGUGGGGAUGGGAGGGGGGUGGUGGUUCCCGGGGCUGGGCUCCGGAGGCCCACCUACACCCCUCACAGCAUCAUGCCACAGAAACAAUGGGUAUAUGGGAAGCGAGGUGGGAACUGCCCAGCACCAGCACCCCUGGUUCCCCAAGACCCAGAUCUGGAGGAGGAAGAAGAGGAGGAAGACCUGGUAUUGACCUGUGAGGAUGAUGAAGAUGAAGAGCUGGGGGGUGGCUCCAGGGUUUCAGCUGGGGGAGGGCCUGAGGCUACCCUCAGCAUAAGUGAUGUUCGAACCCUGAGUGAGCCUCCAGGCAAGGGGGAGGAGCAGGUCAACUUCUGUGAGUCCUCCAAUGACUUUGGUCCCUAUGAGGGUGGGGGUCCUGGGGCAGGGCUUGAGGACUCAGGGGGUCCCACUCCCUCCUCCUAUGCCUUCUUCCACCCUCCCCGUUCCCUCCUUCCCUUGGACAUGCAGGGCAACCAGAUCCUGGUCUUCCCAUCUUCCUCGUCCUCCUCACAGGCUCCAGGCCAGCCCCCAGGUAACCAAGCAGAACAUGGGGCUGUGACCCUGGGGGGCACGUCAGUGGGGGGCCUGGGCGUGCCGAGUGGUGCUGGUGGGGCCCCUGGAGGGACCAGCAGCGGGGACGGAAAUAAGAUCUUUCUGUGCCACUGCGGGAAGGCUUUCUCCCACAAGAGCAUGCGGGACCGGCACGUGAAUAUGCACCUCAAUCUGCGUCCCUUUGACUGCCCUGUAUGCAACAAAAAAUUCAAAAUGAAGCACCAUCUGACGGAGCACAUGAAGACGCACACCGGUCUCAAGCCCUACGAGUGCAGCGUUUGUGCCAAGAAGUUCAUGUGGCGGGACAGUUUCAUGCGCCACCGGGGACACUGUGAGCGCUGCCACCGCCUGGGUGGUGGUGGGACCGGACCUGGACCUGGACCUGGGACGCCCACAGUGCCAGUCUUGCCGCCCAAGAGAGAGUCCCCUAGUGCAGGCGGGGGCUGUGGCGACGAGGCGAGUGGGGCCACGCCCCCGUCCAGCAGACGUGCCUGGUCCCCACCCAGCGUCCACAAGCUGGAGAUGGGGUUCAAUGGGGGCGGAGGAACAAAUUGAGUUAGGCUACUCGGGGUAGCUUUCGGGGGAAGGGGGGAUAGGGAGCACGAUACAGGGCGCUAUGUCCCCGAGGUGCUCUCCUACCGCACUAUUGUCUUCCUUUAUCUUUAUGGACUUGUAUAUAUUCUGGAGGGGGAAUUACAGUGUACCAUCAGCCCAUUCCACUCCUCAGUCCUUCUCUCCUAAGUUAUUUUUGGAACCAAGCCCUUCCUUCCCUGAUGGGUACACCGAAGUCCUAGCUUUACAGGGCAGAGUGCGCAUGGAGAGGUAAAUGGGAGUGUGUUGAGCAUCCUGGAGUCACAGGUUCAAGGGUCAGGUGGUUGUAGCCUGUGCCUGAAGUCCGUUUGUGUUUUGGGAAUCAGGCCUUUGAACCCUAACCUUUUUUUUUUACAGCUUAACCCCUCCAGAAGAAUUCGCUCCUUAUUUCUACCCUAUUUCACCCCCCCCCACACACACACCUCCCUUGGGUAUCCCCCAACUCGGCUCUCACAGGGAAGUGGGUGGAGAUAAAGAGGAAGUUGAAGGA
This is a messenger RNA of Otolemur garnettii (small-eared galago), 2502 nucleotides long. RefSeq names its product zinc finger and BTB domain containing 22 (gene ZBTB22). Bases 636 to 1976 code for a protein of 446 amino acids. Gene Ontology annotation, biological process: regulation of transcription by RNA polymerase II. Gene Ontology annotation, molecular function: RNA polymerase II cis-regulatory region sequence-specific DNA binding; DNA-binding transcription factor activity, RNA polymerase II-specific. The record is from RefSeq and is a predicted model, not a curated record. Lineage: Eukaryota; Metazoa; Chordata; Mammalia; Primates; Galagidae. The transcript has a single exon.